AUGGUGGGAACCCAGAUUGAUCCAAUACAGAUUGACGAGGCUAGAUUUGGCGGAAAAAUAAAAUAUAAUCGAGGUCGGUUACUCAAUGGUGAUCAACCAAUUUCAUCGGAAAACAGUGACGUUGAAGUCGAGAACGGUAGAAACCAUGGACAAAGAGUAGAUGGACCUUGGGUAUUUGGUCUAAAAAAAGGUUCUGACUGCUUAUAUUUUUAUGUACUUCGAAGAGACAAAAAUACAUUACUUCCAAUUAUACAGCGAGAAUAUGAAGCUGGCUCUGUUAUUUACCCUGAUGAGUGGGCGGCUUAUGGAUGA
This is a messenger RNA of Macrosiphum euphorbiae (potato aphid), 312 nucleotides long. Lineage: Eukaryota; Metazoa; Arthropoda; Insecta; Hemiptera; Aphididae. The record is from the annotation of a GenBank genome assembly.